Molecule: messenger RNA, 6638 nt
Organism: Amborella trichopoda
Lineage: Eukaryota; Viridiplantae; Streptophyta; Magnoliopsida; Amborellales; Amborellaceae
Product: heat shock factor protein HSF30
Biological process (GO): cellular response to heat; regulation of transcription by RNA polymerase II
Cellular component (GO): nucleus
Molecular function (GO): DNA-binding transcription factor activity; RNA polymerase II cis-regulatory region sequence-specific DNA binding
Source: RefSeq, a predicted model, not a curated record
CUCUCUCUCUCUUCUCAUUAUCCACUGGAUCCCAAAUCACUUUCUCUCUCUACUGUUUAUCUACGCGCUCUGCUCCCGCGUCCCUUUCAAAUCUCUACUAUAAAAGGAACCCUCCUUCGUAUUUCUAAAACCUACUUCACCUUGCUCCGCGCCCCAGUUUGGUUUCAAUGGCUUUAACCCUGAUUAUCUCUGCAACUCGCUUCGAACCCUAAUUUUAUUUGCGUCUCUUUACAGACUCUCGUUUGCUCUUCAAGUCUCCUCAAUCCCUGAUUUUCUCUGCAAUUUCAGUCCUCGAAACCAUUCCAGUCCUUGAAACCCUGGUUUUCUGUGAGAAAAUAUCUUCAAAACCUACAUUUUCUGCUUCUUCGUUCAAAACCCUAAUUUUCUCUGAAAAUCUCUCUUCCUCUCAAGCAAUGGCUUCCAAUCCUGGACCUUCUUCAAGUGCCUCCUCUUCCCAUUUGCUCGAGCAACCCGUGCUUUCUUCUGAGCCAUUGGAUUCUGGAGGGGACUUUCAGGAAGGGGUUCCGGCCAUUCCUCAGCCUUUGGAAUCACUGCAAGGAGUCCCAAUACCACCGUUCCUCACAAAAACCUACGAUUUGGUUGAUGAUCCAUUGCUGGAUCCAGUGGUGUCAUGGAGUCGUAGUGGUGAGAGCUUCGUGGUCUGGGACCCCAUGGAAUUUGCAAGGACUGUUUUGCCAAGGCAUUUCAAGCACAACAACUUCUCUAGCUUCGUUCGCCAGCUUAAUACAUAUGGUUUUCGAAAGAUUGACGCAGAUCGUUGGGAGUUUGCGAAUGAGGGUUUUCUUCGAGGGCAGAGGCACCUAUUGAAGAACAUUCACAGGAGAAGGUCUCAACAAAUGCAACAGAUUGGUCACCCUUUGGGGUCUUGUGUUGAAGUUGGGAAAUUUGGCUUGGAAAAUGAGAUUGAAAGGUUAAGAAGGGACAAGAAUGUUUUGAUGCAAGAGGUUGUGAAACUUCAGCAGCAACACCAAAUGACAAAUCACCGUCUGGAGACCAUGAAUCAGAGGAUUCAAGUUGCAGAGCAAAGGCAGAAGCAAAUGGUUUCCUUUCUUGCGAAGUCUUUGCAAAAUCCAGCUUUCUUGGCUCAAAUUUUUCAGCUAAGAGAAAACCAGCAAGUUGACUCUAGGGGGAGAAAGAGGCGAUUCAUCAAGCAUCAGCAAGCUGGACCUAGUUCCUCUGCCUCAUCUGAGGAAACCCAACUUGUGAAAUACAAGGCUGAGUCAGGUGACUCUCCCUCACCUUUGGCAAGUCAAGGCCUACUUGCUGAAUUGGCUAAUGAUAUAUUAGGAGAUUUGGAUGGUCAAGAAGAAUUUGAUUUAGGAGAAGCAAAAACUUGGGAUAUUGCUCAUGUAGGAGGGAAAGACGAUGAAUCUAUUGCACUGGGGAGAAAACCAGAACCAGAACCAGUCCCAGUCUUCAAUCCUGGUCUUCCAUUUCAUGAUCCUAGUGACAUGUUGCUUAUGGGGAAGAAUGUUAUGACCUCUCCAACUGAUGAAAGCUCAACUGGUGCCAAAUACUUUGUAUCCUUUCCUGAUCAUUUGUCACCUAAGAUAUUUUCAGAACUGAUGUCUCCUGCUGAUUUCCUUAUGAAACAAGAAGACUUACCAGAUGUGGGUUUUAGCGGAAGUGAUCCUACUUCUACUGUUCCUGUUUGGGAAGAUCUCUUCUACUAUGAGGGUCAAGAACUGGAUGAUGCAGCUGGUGUUUCCAAUUUUUGGAACGUGGGUUCACAGCAAAGAGUUGAAGGUUCGGGAACCAACCAAUUGAAUGAGUCUUCUUUAGAUGAUCUUUCAAAACAAAUGAAACAGCUUACGAAAGAUCACAAUGAAGACACAAAUACCUAGGCCUUUAGUGAUAGCAUCUUUGGCACACUUUGCUGAUCUCCUCUCUCUAAUUAGUGGAUAUAUCUAUAGCUUGGAUGGCUGCCCUUUAGGGUAGGCCUACGUUUCAUGGUUCAUUCACUGAUGAAAGUUUUGAGUGGUGGAACUCUGCAGGUUAGUUGACAAACCAUUUCUCUUUCGUUUGGAGUGUGGGAAAGAGCACGCAGGUUUCUCACCCAUUCUACUGUUUUAAGAAUCAAUAUUCUCUUCUUUUCUGGUAAGACUAUUGAGGGCUUGUUCUGCAUUUACUAAUGGCAUAUGGAUACUUAAGCCAUGCACACUCUGCCUUCUCCUUCUUCUUCAUGUGCAUCCAUUGUGGAAAGUGUUUGAUAGUAGUAAUUUGAAUGAUUGGGUGCUGUGUGUGAUGAAUAUUCACUGUUUGAAAGUAACACACUUUCAUGGAUGUGCUAGUUGAAUUUCUGGUUUGCUAAGUUCCUUUAUGAGCAGGAGAUAUUUUUUAAUUAUAGAUUUCUUUGUGAGUAUAUUCCUCUAUGUUAUUUGGAAUGCAACUUGCAAUCUUUUUAUGGGCUGUACUGGUCUUUCUUACAUGGCAAUCAAAUAUUUUUUCCCCUGAAACUUCAAAAGAACUUAUUGAUUUGUAUUAAGAUUCCGUCUGCCUAUUGUCAUAUAAACUUCAAUGGCGGUCUUUAAGGUUGAAAGAGAAAUUCGUUUCAAUUCUUCAAUUUUUAGGCCACUAUACACCUUGAUGACUACCGCUAUAUCUCUUGAUGACUUGGUAUCUGAUUAUUUCCUUGUUAUAUUUGACUAUCAUAAUCAUUAUAGGGGAGACUUUCUAUGUGUCUAACCACAUAUUUUAUAUGUUGCCAUGGACUCCCCACAGUCUGAUUUAAUUGGAUGUGGGAUAGUUUAUUGUAUAAAAGUUCGCUAUAUUGUGGGACUGGCUUUCAGCCAGUAAUUUUAAAUCCCUUGCCAAACUGUCUCACUCUUCCUCUUGAAACCCCUCCCUCUUUCAAACAAAAUGCUGGAAAAGCCACUACAGCAAAGGUUUUUUCCAGGAAGUAAUUGGAAAUUACAGGGGCUAAUCUUUUUGUCAGAAUCUUAUCAGGAUCUUUUCUAUUUCCUUGAUGAAUUGUCAAAAGUUUGAACUGCAAAAAAUAGCUGAAUUUUGGCUGGAAUAUCGACUGUAUCCUUUCCUUGUGAUUUUCAGCCAAAACCUUGUGAUUUUUAGCCAGAACAAUGAAAAAUAUAAAGCUGGUUUUAUCCAGAACCUUGUGAGAAAAUCUCCAUUUUCUUAGAAGUCUCAAACCUCAAAAGGUUGGCAGCUGAUUUUUGGUUAGAAUCUCUAAUACAUCUCCAUUCCUGUAUCAUUAGCAGAGGUUUCACCUACAAAAGUUAAAAAACUGACCCCUAAGAAUCCAGAGAGGGAUGAGGCCUCUGAAUUUGGGAAGGUUGUUUUGUGCUUAUGUUUAAUGUUUUCUUGCGAGUGUUUGGCCACAAGAGUAGCCAUAAAAGAGGAGGUCUGGGUAUUUUUGUCACUGGGUUUUGAGAUUUUUGAAAGAGUUUUGGGGUGGCGAGGGGGACUCGAAACUUAGAAAUAAGUAACUGUCAAACCUGGUUCCAAAUGCCCAUGCGGGUUUGCCACAUCAUGUAAAGAGCUAUCCCUGCUGUCUGAUCAAAAUUGAUUGGUGGAAAAUAUGUGUGGCUGGGAUCAUGCAUAAUGUUUUCCCAUCAUUAUAAUCUAUGUUUUGAUAUCAUUAUCAUUACAACCGUUGUUAUUGAAAAAACUUUUUCACAAUUAUUGUUUAUAAUUUUGUUAUGAUGCCCGGUUCAUGCAACUCCAAUCUUUCCUUCCACUUGUACAUAAUUUGAAGUACCUUUUUCUCUGUCCAAGAAUGUUUGAUCCUAAAAGUGUAAUGUGCUUGUUACCCAAAAAAAGGACAAACAAAAGUGUAUGCACUUGUUGAAUGCAAUAAUCCUGCUUUAAACAGUGAUAAAUUCUUCCUGUGCUGUAAUGCGUUGAUUUUAUAGUGCUCAAAUUGAAGGUGAACAGAUUUACUAAAAGAAACUAUGUUAAUUCCCACGAAUCUAUGAAUGCAUAUAUUAAUGCUGCAUAAGAAAGACGGCAUUGCCUGCUAUAGCUCUCUCCUGAUGGCUUCCAAGGGCUUAAUGCUCUUUAAAUUCAGACCCUGUCCUGGGCCUAUAACGUUUUUGGGUCCUCUCAUUGAUAGUGUGAUGGUUUCCUGUAUUUACUUUUUUAUUGAAUCCACUACCUGAUAAAACUCCCCAACCAGGUCGUUCCUUUGUUUUAUUCUCUCCUUUCACUAAAUCACAGCCUAGGCCAAAUCUUUUGGAGUAUACAUCUUCUCUCCUUGAAAUGGCCCUGUAACAUAUGGAGUUAUGUUUAUUCAAUGCCCUAUAACCUGCCAACAUGUGACAACAAAGGGUUGCAGGACUCUUUCCCGCUGGUUUUCUAAUACCCAUUCCUUAAUAUCUAUUAUAAUCACUGUUACCAUUUGGUCUAACAGAUUACUCGUGCGUUUAUUUUGUGAUACGUCUUAUCGUGGUUGUUGUAUGAUUCUAAGGGCAGCCUCUUCAUUGCCCCUUUCUUUAUAUGCUCAAAGGCAUCCCUCCUUUAGAUGCAAUUGUAUUGUGGAACGAAUAUCAACUGUGGGAUCACCUUGUGUAAGAUGCAGUGGCGUUUACUGUAACAUUCAUUAUCUAAGUGCGGUGUUCUUUUUGGUCUUGUAACAAAAGGAAAAAGUAGAAUCGAAAGUAACAAAUUCUACUUUUAACGUUUCUUUAUUUUUUUUAUUUUAUUUUUUAUGCUUCAGUCAUUCAACCCAAGAGGUGUAUGAUAGCAAUCUUUUAUUUUCUAUUGAAAAGAUUUGUCUUGACGUUGUUUUAUCAUGUGAUUUUUGUUCACCAUACUUUUAAUUUCAUUGAUACUUGAUGUUUUUUACUUUGACAAACUGGCAAAUCAUUUUGAUGUUAUGUGACUCACAAAAUCAAGGUAUAGGUAUUUGUUGGUUUAAGUAUUUAGGGUACCAAACAGAAAACAGAACAAUCCAGUUAUGGUCUGUGGUAUCUACCUGGUCGGUUCAACCAUCAUUCUAUUAACAACGAUUGUUUAGUUAAAAUUUAUCAUUCCUAGGAAACAACAUAAGAAAUAAAAAAUGAUGUUUAGGGACAAGUCUAUGAUCGAACAGUUGUAAAUUUUUGCCCCUUGUCUGGGUUUUCUUCUUUUUAACCAAGCCCAAUUGAUAUGGUCUUCUGAUUGUUGGCUGAGGUAGAUGUUAACCUCCGCCCCCUUCUUGGAAAUGAAAAUGCUCUUGACCUUUUUCCAUCCGCUGUAGCUCUUGUUUGGACCACAAACAAAGAGGUCAUGCAUUGCAGUAAUAACCAAAGGAGGAUUGCAAUGUGAUGUGAUAUCCAUCAGUUUCUUAGAAGCUAAGAAGAUCCAGUGGACCAAAAAAAAGACCUUACCAUGAUUGAUGGUAGUUUUGCACACUAAGAACAUAUUGCCCCAAAGCUGAUAAAGAAGAUGUGGGUCUUGUCCAUGUCGUCUUAUUCUUCGUUUGUUUCUCCCAACCCCAAUCCCCUCCUCGCCCCCCCCCACCCCCCCUUCUCCACGGUUGUUUCUUUUGCUCCAGCCCCUUGGUCAUUCAAGUGCACCUGGAAUGAGUGGACUUAUCUAUGUGCCAAGAACUGUAUAAAUCUAGAAGCAUCGAGAAAAUCAGUUUGUAAACCGUCCAUUAAGAAACAGUGAUCACAUCAAGGGAUGUAGACUCCCUUGCCACACCUGCAUAGGUGAAUCAAGGCGACCCGAUUGUUACCCCUGAACUGUGCUGUUAGGUGAAUGGCAUGAUACACAAAAUGAUAUUUGUACAGCAGAGUGAAUUUGUCAAAUAGGAGAAUUACAUUACUUCUUUUGAAUAGUAGUACAUUACUUUGAAGCAGUUUCAUGCAUACUCCUAGUAAAGAAAUGGUUGUUUUUCUUUGUUCUCUCUUGUUUUUUGUUAACAAUCAUCUACUUACAUUUGCAUUCUGCAAUAGGAUUUCUAAAUACAAACUUUAAGAGCUAUGGUGGGUUUGGAGGUUUGCCUUGUGUCACAUUUAAAAUUACCCCUGUUGAAAUAUGUUAAUUUAAAAAAUAACACACUUCAAUUGAAAACCAUACCAAUUUUAUUUUCAAACUUCUCUUAUAUUGUACAAUUAGUCUUGUUCAUAAGUACACAUGUAAUUUUAGGUUUCAUGUCAUCCUUAAAUUGGAGAAAAUAGUGAAAUUUGAAUAAAAACUUAUUUCUCAAUGCUAACUAAAAAAAGUUCAAACUUUUAUAUUCAUGUUUAAGUUUAAAAUAUUUUAGAAACUGUAAUUUUUGUUUCUAAGAUCUGAAAAACUCUAAAAAUCUUAUUCUGAAAUUACUCCUAUAUCCAAAUGACCAAUACUUAUAGGUUUCACUUAAUCGUAGAUGAAAUUAUUUUAUUUGAACUGAAUUUCUUAUUUAUAUAUUAACUAAGGGUUUUGUUAGGCUACACCACUUGGUCAUGUAUACCUUUAAAGUCCUCAUCAUUUUUUUGACACUUAGAUACCCUUAUCCUAUAGUGUAAUAACUUUUUGUCUAGGGGUAUUCUAAGUACUUAGCAAAGGGUAAAUUAGAAUUUCUUAAUAGAAACAAAAGCAUUUAUUAACAAUAUUGGAGAAUGACGCCAUCGGCAUGGUGUGUGACAUCACCCACAACAUACAUUAAUUGUUUUUUUAACUACUAAUAGAAUUCC